This is a messenger RNA of Mixia osmundae IAM 14324, 1636 nucleotides long. RefSeq lists its product as uncharacterized. The coding region runs from base 26 to 1516 and encodes 496 amino acids. The record is from RefSeq and is a predicted model, not a curated record. The transcript has 7 exons. Gene Ontology annotation, cellular component: cytoplasm; nucleus. Gene Ontology annotation, molecular function: poly(A) binding. NCBI's taxonomy places the organism in Eukaryota, Fungi, Basidiomycota, Mixiomycetes, Mixiales, Mixiaceae. Gene Ontology annotation, biological process: regulation of mRNA stability.
CGCCAACUGUGCUAGCUUUGGCACCAUGUCAGACGUGAUCGUGGGCUCAGAAGCGGGCAACAAGCUUCAGGCCACCAUCCAGAGACGGUUGAUAUCAGAUGGUUACGCUGUUGAAGGAGACGAGGUCAUGGCGGAGUAUGUCCUCGUCAUGCUGGCCAACAAAAAGUCGGCAGACCAGAUCAACGCCGAACUGUCUGAACUCAUUGGCGCUGCCGACUUUAAGCCUGACUUUACUACCUGGCUCUUCACAGUCGCCUUCCCCGGCAGCGCCCGACAGGCAGCUGCUGUGGUCCCGCCGCCUGACUCAUCACAAAUGCCUGCCUUGGCCGGCGGUGCUCUUUCAAAUGAGCCAGCAUCAGGCGGCACCUCUCGCAUACUUACUCUCGAGGAGGAUAGAGGACAUCGCUCGGACUAUGCCCAUCGCAGACCUGUCCAUCGUCGCUCGCACAGUCCACAGGGUCGAGGAGACCCUACGCGAAGGCGCAACGGCAAUGGCGUCUUUGGCGCUGCCAUGGGCGAUCUCAGUAGAGGCGACAGAUCAGGAGGACCAGACAGGCGGCGAGAUGACGACAGACGUAGAGGUGACCGUCCUUACGGUCGCCGUGACGACUCUGGCGCAGCUAGACGAUAUGACGGCGACGGUCCUUUCGAUGGCAGGCGAUACCCCGCUGGCGAGGCUGCAUUAGCGAAUCGACUCGGUCCUCAUCCGCCUCCAAAUGAAGUGCAGAUGCAAGAUGUCUCCAACGGAAUGCCUCCUGCGUUCGGCACACCAUUGGCAGGCAUGCCUAUGAAUGGCUUCGCUUAUCCGCAGGGCGCGUUCCCAUCGUACGGCAUCGCACCAGGCUUCAUGUACCCUGGCAUGCCACACCUUCAGCGUACUCUGCCCCCGCUACCGACUCGGCCCGCGAAGGAAGACAUUUGCAAAUUCGGUACAAAGUGCAAGGACGCUUUUUGCCGGUUCUCACACCCCAGUCCAGCCGCUACCCUGGAGAGCGGUCUCGUGCUCAGCACUGAAAAUUGCGAGCAUCAAGCUGACUGCACGGAUAAGGACUGCCCAAAGCGACACAUCUCAUCAGCGCAAAAGAACCCAGAGCUCGUGCAAGCUUCAGCGAUUGCGUAUCUUUCGAAAGCGCCAUCAGCGCCACAGUAUCCGCCGCCGUCAUCGUUCGGUCCAUCCCAUAAACAAGGCGCACCUUGCAAGUUUGGGGCCAAAUGCACUCGACCAGGCUGCUAUUUCGUCCACCCUUGGGAUCAUGCCGGCGCCCAACAAACGACAUGUCGGUUUGGUGCAGACUGCACGAGAGCCGAUUGCAAAUUCGCUCACCCGCCUGGCCGAGCGCGCAAGACGCCGAAUCUAUCGCAGACGUUUGGCGCUGCAAGCAUCACAGCAGAUGCGCCCUCAGAGCAGGAAAAGACUGCAAUGUCUGAGCGCAUGAAGCGAUUUGGCAUGCCAAUAGACGGCGAACCCGAGAAGAUCCUGCCGAACGCGCCGAAGGAGGAAUCAUCGGAGGCAUGAGAUCGUGCGAGAGCGAGAGGCAUAAGUAUGUUCCUCAUCUAAUUGCAGAUCUAGAAUCGUCCGGCAACGCUGUGAAGAAGUUGCGUGUUCCCGUCUGUUUUCAUUAUCGCGGGAAGAUUG